AUGCCACACCAUAAGGGAUACAGAGCUAAGACCAGAGAUCUGUUUUCAAAGCCAUUCAGAAGACACGGUCCAGUUCCUCUUUCUCGCACUAUGGUAGCCUUCCAAAGGGGCGACUAUGUCGAUAUCAAAGUUGAUGGCUCAGUCCACAAAGGAAUGCCAUACAAGUUUUACCAUGGAAAAACAGGGAAAGUCUUCAAUGUUAGUGUUCAUGGGAUUGGCGUGAUUGUCAAUAAACAAGUAAGAAAUAGAAUUAUCAAGAAAAGAAUCAACGUAAGGCCUGAACAUUUGACUAAAAGCAGAUGCAGGGAGGAAUUUUUAGCAAGAGUCAUUGAUAAUGAAAAGGCUAGAAACGAAGGAAGGACAAGCGAGCUUAAAAGAGAAGCCGCUGCACCUAGUGAGGGACAUUUCGUGGUAACCAAAGGGACAGAAGUUAUUGAUCAGCAUCCUCCGGUCUAUAAGUUUAUUAUCUAA
This is a messenger RNA of Blepharisma stoltei, 471 nucleotides long. NCBI's taxonomy places the organism in Eukaryota, Ciliophora, Heterotrichea, Heterotrichida, Blepharismidae. The record is from the annotation of a GenBank genome assembly.